Messenger RNA from Gavialis gangeticus (Gharial), 3807 nucleotides. RefSeq names its product synaptosome associated protein 47 (gene SNAP47). Lineage: Eukaryota; Metazoa; Chordata; Crocodylia; Gavialidae. The record is from RefSeq and is a predicted model, not a curated record. Gene Ontology annotation, molecular function: SNAP receptor activity; syntaxin binding. Gene Ontology annotation, biological process: exocytosis; synaptic vesicle priming; synaptic vesicle fusion to presynaptic active zone membrane. The coding region runs from base 121 to 1374 and encodes 417 amino acids. The transcript is spliced from 5 exons. Gene Ontology annotation, cellular component: plasma membrane; SNARE complex.
UACCUGCCUACUCUGGUCGGCGCGGGGUGGGCGCAGGUGAGGCUGAGCGGCUGGGUUUCUCCUUGCUUUGGAGGUGGCAGAUCCCUUGUCCUUGUGGAAGUGAAUCUUGAGGGCGAGCUGAUGAACGAGGACAUACGCAUCCAUACCUGGCCCUGUUCUUAUUACUUGGACACUGAGAAACGAUGGGUCUCCGGCAGACUCUCUCUGACUCCUGUCGCAGUCAAAUUUACAGCUGACAAGACAGGAGAGCUCCUGGUCCACUUCCACCUGUCCAGCAUCAGUGAGAUCAAGAAGGAGUCUUCCAAUUUAAUUUUCAGCUCCCUCACACUCCUGGAGAAGAACACCAAGCACUGGUUCAGCUCCCUCCAGCCCAGUAGAAAUGUGGUCUUCAACAUCCUUGAACACUUUUGGCGGGAGCAGCUGCUAUCGCAGAAUGGAGCUGGUGCCCAAGCGUCUUUGGAGAUGACCAAGGGGAAAGAACUAACCGGCUUGCUGGCCGGAUCCCAGCAGCGGCUGGAGGACACGGCCAAGGUGCUGCAGUACCAGGGCGAGCAGUUUGAUAAUAUCGUGAAAGGACUGAACAAGAUCGAGUCUGACAUGGACGUAGCCGACAGAUUGUUGACUGAACUCGAAUCUCCUUCUUGGUGGCCGUUUAGCAGCAAACUCUGGAAAUCGCCACUGGAAACGAAGCCAAAGGAAACUGCCACAAUUUCCACCUCGAAGAAGCAAGAGGAAGUUCUUCUCAGGAUCCCAGUUAUCAUCACCCACAGAACAGACGCUAGCGUCAAGCCAGGAAAACUCACGCUCCUGGUUUCUGGCUUGGAAAUCAGUGACAGCAAUUCUCAGGUCAUUCACCGGUUUGAAUUGAAAGACGUGGAUGAUAUCAAAGUGCAUACACCGUAUGAGAUCAGUGUUCGUCAGAGGUUUAUUGGCAAGCCAGACAUCUCUUACCAGCUGCUGUCAGCAAAGAUGCCAAAUGCCAUCCCGAUCUUGGAAAUGCAGUUUAGCAAGAAGAUCCAGUUUCUGGAGGAUGCGUUGGGAUUUGUCUCCACGAGGAAGUCUCCCCAGGUGGAUUUGGGCAGUUCCAUUUGGCAAGCAGCCACUGGGCUUAUUGAAAGCGUGGCGCAACCCGGACCUUCAUCAGGAGAAGAAGGUGGCAGCAGCAGGCAGGUUCAAAUCCAAAAGCAAGACCAAGUCUCGGAGUCAGAGACGCAAGAAAUGAGACAGAUACUGAGGAAGCUGAAGAGUCUUGCGCUGGAAACAGAGACGGAACUGGAAAGGCACGAUGAAACUCUUGACACCAUCACUUCCUCGGUGGACCGGGCAACUUGGACCAUCGACAAGCAGAACCGCAGAAUCAGGAAGCUGACGUAGGCCUACAAGGAGCCAGUGGGGAUGGUACCGCAAGACAGAUGAAUAGGGGAGUCACAUCUUAAACAGACUGUUUAUUUAGGGAAUAUUUGAUUGUCUCAAAUGACCAUGCUGCUAGUGAGGAGUUUCUGGGGGGAGGGCAUUAUGCAGACGUUCAGACAAGGGACAUUCUUAAAGACUGUUUUAGGAUGAAAAAGGCCUAAACCUUGAAUCCUGGUGAAACAGUGACAGUAAAAUCUGUGCUGCAGAAAAUAGUUAUAAAAGGCUGCGAUUUCAUCAGAUUUGACUGUGUUGUAGGUUAAGUUACUGCAUUUGGAAAGUAACUUGGCCAGAGUUGAAGAUUAGGAGUAGAAGAGGCACAAAGGAGGCUAUUUGAGACAAUGCCACCCCAGUCACUUUUGUUAGCUGUCCAAGAGAUGAAUGCAGAGCGCACUAUACAACACUAAAUGUCAGGUGCCCCAUUGCAAAUUACUGUAUGUUCACAGAUUAGCAGCUAAGUGAACAAGAUGAUUCAAGAUGCUGAAAACCAUCUGUGUGUUGUGCAUGCAUGGUUUUAAUUGCCUCCUGGUACAGUGUUUGGUAAGGGUAGAGAAAUCUAAGCAGUACAAGAGCUCACCACAACCUUUCAGCUCUUCGGGAAGUGAGUAGGGAUGAACGCAUUGCCUGCGUGAAUCGGUGAGGUUUCCAUUCAGUGCAGAAUCCAGCUGAGCAUUAUCUCCAGGUAAGUGUCUAUUUAAUGAGGUGCUUACCGAGCAGAAGUGUUGAAGCAAAGCAGGUGCUUCCCUUUCCCAAAAGGGAAAUCUGACCUUUUCAUGUUCAUGUACUGCUACUUUGACCUUUAUAUUGAAUGCCUGCUGCCAUCGUCACAAGGACAGAGAGCAUUAUAAUUGAGUUGCAUUAGAAUUGCCUGAAGCAUGCCAAUCUAGCUUGUGAGUCUCUUGGAGCACAUCGUGUCUGCCCACAGGGAUCCUGGAUUAUGUAGAACAAGUUUGGGUCAUCAUAAGGUUUUUUGCCCUUCGGACAUAUGAUGGAUUGACACAGACUCUCCUUGGCACAAGGGAUAUUGUUUCUGUCUUCUCUAACCCAUCUUGAAUACAGAAGAAGAAACCCUAAUGACCCUAAAGAUCUGGAGCAUCAUUACUGUAUCCCAGGUCUGUAGGUUCAAUGUCAACUGGUCAAUGCUGAAGAUGUUCCAAGUGCCCCUUGAUAAUUAGGGAAAUAAUGUGAUCGGACAACCCUUCCUCUGGUCUGUUAUUUCUUUUUAAUAGCUAUGACAUGUGGGGACAAGAGUUCCUGUGAAGGAAAGUCUUUGGUGUUACUGCAAUGUGGUUAAAAAAAAAAAGGGAACGGUUGUAAAUAUUGUAUCUAAACUACUGGUUUUAGUAAAUUUAUGAUAUAGCUGUUAUUUAUUACAGUUCAAGGCAGAAGCAUUGCAUAAACUAGGUCCCAUGUAGUUUAUCAGUUGCUUAUAAUGGAGCGCUUGAGUCGUUCUUACCAUUAUGCAUUUCACUUUUCUCUCUCUUACAGCCCGCCAGUCACUUUGCUUUCAAUAAAACUGUGAAACCUUGUAAUUUCAAAUAACCCAAUGAAUUUUCUGCAGAUCCAGCAUGCAGUUUUACAGGUGCAAUCUUUUUACAUGCAGACAUUUUGAAAUGGAUACUCCUACUGACGUGGCAGGGAGUUGUCCACCUUUCAGAAUAAUGCUGCUCGUCUUUGAAGGAUUAUCUAGUAACUGCCCCGGACUUAAAUCUUGCAGACAACAUACUUCAAUGUAACAGCUUGUUAAUUUUCGAGUGACUUGUAUUUUUGCAUUGAAAAUAUUUUGAUCAUUUCCUAAGUUGUGACCAUGGCAUGCAUUCAUGCCUUGCUACAUGUUUCUGAAUAUAGUGAUAUUUAGGCCAUGUGAAAUGGAUAAAUGAAGUACAUACCAUAUGGUAAAGUAUACUGUCUGAGGUAUCCGUUUCUUGUUCCUUUUAAAUGUCCCAAGUCACCCCUGUCUUAACGUGAGAGGAAAAUAUGUUUACAAGACUAUUUUAUUGAACUAGUUUAGAAACGCACUUUGCACAAAACGUACUUUUCUGCAUUAGGGAAUUUUGGACUUGGUGCUGAUUUGAAGUUGAUUCCUUGCCUGAAGGAUUCCAGAUCAGGAUUGCCAAAAUCAGGAGUACGUGUAUUUAACUGCAUCUGCCUUUUCCUUUUUUGUCAUGGCGUAUCAUUCACUACUCUUUAAUUUAAGUUGCAGCACUUAAUUCCGUAUCGUGUGUUUGCAUUGGUCUGCUGUGAUCAUAUGUAAACACAAUCGUUCUGAUAUCAUCACAACACUAGUGAACUAUUGUAGACUUGGAUAUUUGUUGUCUGGUUGAAUUCCUCAGCUUGGAGCACAGUUUGAUUCUGUAAUUUAUUCUUUACUCUUAUUAAAAUAUCUUGGAAUAGCAA